AUGAGCGUGGUGCCACAGCAGCAGAUAACAACAGUAGGUGCCACAGCAGCAGAUAACACAGCAGUAGGUGCCACAGAUUCAGACACAACAAUAGGUUUCACAGAUUCAGAUACAACAGGAGAUUCAAUCAAAGCAACCGGUGUAAGCACCAAACUUUGA
Molecule: messenger RNA, 159 nt
Organism: Arabis nemorensis
Lineage: Eukaryota; Viridiplantae; Streptophyta; Magnoliopsida; Brassicales; Brassicaceae
Source: the annotation of a GenBank genome assembly